Actinia tenebrosa (Australian red waratah sea anemone) is the source of this 2914-nucleotide messenger RNA. RefSeq lists its product as uncharacterized. Lineage: Eukaryota; Metazoa; Cnidaria; Anthozoa; Actiniaria; Actiniidae. The record is from RefSeq and is a predicted model, not a curated record.
CUUCAAAAAUUUGCACCAACAUUUCCAUUGCCAUUUCGUUCGAAGACUUGAACUCGAAAACAACUUGAUAAAAAGAAGUUUUGCAUUCGUUAAAAAAAGAUGACAGCGACAACUUUUAAGGCACCAUCCGUCCUUUCUGUCGUCAUUGCAAUGACCGUUUUAGUUUAUGGCAAUGUUGCCGAUGCCUUCCUCCCAACGUCCUCAUCAAAUCCUUUGGCACCACAACCACCACCACCACCUUCAUCAUCAUCACCACCUCCAAGUAGCCCUUCACCACCACCUUCAUUAUCAUCAACACCACCACCCCCUAAAUCACCAUCACCAACUAGAUCUUCCCCACCUCCCUCAUCAUCACCACCACCACCACCUAAAUCAUCACGAUCACCAUCACCAUCACCAAGUAGAUCUUCCCCACCACCUUCAUCAUUACCACCACCACCGCCACCUAAAUCAUCAUCACCACCACCAAGUAGAUCUUUACCACCACCUAGUAAAUCCUCAACACCGAUACCACCUAAAUCUUCCCAAACAAAGCCCUCAGGAACAGCACAAACAAGUCAAACGACACGUGCAACAUCUGCAGAUAUAAGAUCAACGUCUACAUCAAGCAGCCCAGGAUCAUCAGUCGUGCAUGGAACCUGGGCCCAGUGGGGUGAAUGGAAAUGCUCUGUUGGCUGUGGAAAUGGUACUAGGACGCGAACUCGAACCUGUACCAACCCAGCACCCUCUGGAGGAGAACUUAAUUGCGCAGGAGAUUCAACAGAGAAAGGAGGGGGCUGCUCCAACAAGCCUUGUGCAGAAACGAAAGUAAAUGUUGCUGUUACUAUUAAAUCAUUGGAAUGGAAUGACAAGCUGACGAACACUACUAGCGCCGAGUUUAUCGAUGCUAAGGCAAACAUUGAGUAUUGGGGACGCGAAAAGUUCAGUAAAUACAAGAACUACAGAGGAAUAGAAAAUAUCAGGUUUAAGAUCGGUAGUGUCAUUGCAGACUUUGAUGUGGUAUUCGAGGCAUCAGUUGCUAAUUCUUUUCCUGAAAUGUCUAAUUUCGAAGAUGCUAUUAAGAUUGCAGUGAAUAGUGGAAGUAUCGGCAACCUGACUGUCGAUCCAUCUAGCCUUAAAACAGCAGAAAGAGUAGAAGGUGUGCGUUUGGGCAAUUGGACUACGGAUCGUUCGUUGUGCGCAGACAGUUGUUGCGAUUCCAUGCCAAGUACCGUUUACCAAAACCGUACUUGCGUGCCCACAACAUCCCCGUGCUGGGGUAUCAAGCUUGCUUACAAGAUUGCAUGUGAGAAAAGUGGGUGUAGCAUAGAUGAUUGUAACAGUGGUGUUACAGUCCAAAUCUCCGCCAUCACCAUGGUACUUUGUGUACUGGCAUCACUAAGGUUCUUUCAGUGAAUGAAUAUCGAAUGACGGGCACCCACUCAGCGAUCUUUUCCCGGUCAAGAGCUAUUUAUUUAUUAGAGCUUAAUUUGGGCGUAGUGUUUUUGCAUCGAAAUUAUCUUUGGAAUAAGACUGUAGGAUGGGAGAAUCUAUGGGAAAGCAGUUCAGUUCUCAAGGGAAAAAAAUUUGAUCAAAAAAAAUGCACAUAAACGGAAAUGAGAAAACAUUACGCCCAACGAAUAACAAGUGGUCUAGUUACCAGAUAGUUAAUAAGAUAUGCAAAUAGUGUGUGGUAACACUAUCACCCGAAACCUUUUUAAUAAAUUUUUCAGCGGCUAAAAAAUCGAUUGUGCACGUAUUUAGCUCUCGGUUCAACGGAUCCACUCGCUAAUUGUUUUCAGCUUUAAAAGCUGAGGCAGACUUUUGAAUGACUCUAGCAUUAGAUUUAUCAAUAUAUUGCGAGAAUGUGUGAAUGUAUUUGCUCUUAACAUAUUCAGCCGAAAUUCAACCUGUAAAGGCCCGUUAAGGGGUUGUCACGCAACCUAUCGCUUAAAUCUACGUGACGACCCCAAAAACAUCUGCGUUAUAGUCUAGGUAUAUAAGUCUGUUUAUGUUUGGAACUAAAAGCCACUCCCAAAGAGACAUACUGGGCUGGAUCCAGCAUGCACAAUUCUCUACUUUUCCAUAGCCCAUAAUGCAUUGCUUUUUGGGGGGCAACCCGGUCAAAAAAAUUUCUUUAAUGGAAUAAAAGUUAUGACUGAUUUUAUCUGUAAAAUACUUGUUAUCAGUUCAUUCCAAGUUAAUUUUUAAUUUUUCAGAAAAUCAAUAUGUUUGGUGUCACAGAAAAUGACGAAAAUAUAUUAGCUUAGAAAGAAAUUUAAAAAUGUAUUUGAAAUUUCUUCGAGAUUCUAUCUCUUUCUAUUUCGAAUUGUUUCGUUGGAUUUUUCGAUUAUGAAUGAUCGAGGUGUUUUCGACAUUUUCUAAACAGAUUCUAGCGCAAUAAAUGCGGUUUUUAGCACUUUAGCACACGUUUUAGAGAAUAAGUACUUUAUUUAAAAACAGUAUAAAAAUCUAAGAUAACAAUUCAAUCACAUUCGUAUGGAUAAGCAGCUCCUCUUCAUUAGGAGGGUCAAGUAACUGGGGGCCAUCCAAUAAGAUUAGGAUUAUUUGAAUGCUUACUUUCGCUAGCUAUACUAGGCUACCUUAGUUAAUCUUAUUAUUCUUAAUGAACUCUGCACUGUUCUGACAAUCAGUGUGUCGUUCAAUGAAUAAAAAUUGUGUCUAAAUAAGAUCAGAAAUGAUGCCUGGCAGGCAAAAGAAACAGCCUUGCAGCACGUCUAAAUGCAGCUCAAAUUGGAGGACAUAACAAUAGGUUUUCAAUUCUCAGGAGAUUAUAAUUCUUUUAUUUUGUCUUCCAAAUUGAGCUCCUUGACGUCACAUGCAAGGGGUCUAUUUAGCUUGAAAGUAACAGCUAUGUGCCCAAGGAGCAAGGAGUUGUAAAGGCACUUUACGAAAUAAAAACACAUUAAAUUAA